GGGAGCCUAAAUGCCUUGCACUGCGUUUGUUCUGGGGAAUCCUUUGGUUAUGCAGAAGUAGGCAAGUAUGGCAACGGAGGAUGAGACGAGAAAUCAUGAAAGCGAGGGAGGACCAGGCUUAGGAGGCAGUGUUGAGCAAAGCAAGGAAGGGCAGAAGUACAGGGAAUCAACAAAUCCGGAUGGCACAAAAGGGAACCGGAAGGAAAUGUCCUCGGGAGAGAGCUCGGGAAAAGCCGGGGGAAGCAGACAGGGGACCCAGGAAAACAAGGAGGGCAGGAAUAAGGAUAGGGCAAGCCCCGGGAACUCGGAGGGAGCUCUGUCUAAGAAAGUAAGGGUCACAAACGCGAGGCGCAAACUAGCAGAGAUAGAGAAAAGGACCGCGGAAUACAAGGCAAGGUUAAUUGAGGAAAUGAUGAUUGGGAACGAGGAAGGCCCUCUGCAGGAGGUACCGCGGGACAAACGGAAAACCAGCCGGGGUGGAACUGGGCAAGGGGACAAGGGUAGUGACCGUGGGGGAACGCCGAGCAAAAGAAGGAAAGAGAGAGAGAACUCUCCAGGAAUGGAGGCAGAGAAGGCGACGAACCCUUUAGCCAUAGACAGUAGGGUUAGCUGUCUGCUGGUCUCGCCAGCGGUAUCGCGAGGAUGCGAAGGGCUCUGGAGCCUCAGAGAAAGGGUGUUGGGAUGGUUCGACCCGGAAGGAACGGCAAAGACUAGAGGGGGGCAGGAAGCCAGCAAGGAAGGGCCAGAUACCAGCAUGGCAUGCGAGGCCAGCAGCUCCGAAGGCGGCCUUAGGAAGAUAGUAUCAUCCCUUGCACGAGCACUGAACAAGAACCAAGGCUAUCUAGCAUACGCCAAGAAAAAGAUAACUUUCGAUGGAGCAAACAUCACGGAAUUCCUGAUCGACUACGAGAACCUAGCUGCGUUACUAAAGUGGACCGAGGAGGAAAAGAUGGACCAUCUAGGGCAGCAUGUGUCGUUAAGCUUAGGACGGGACAUAAUGGCCAUUGUAGCCGCGAACCGGUCUUGGAAGGAGACCCGGGAUGUGAUGAUGAGGAAGUACCUAGCGGCAGAAAAAAUGGCAACGGAGGUCGACCUAGCGGCAGUUCAGAGGAAGAACUUCGCAACGUACAAUGAUUUCCUACGGGAAUUUACUCUAGUAGCACUAAGGAUCCCCGGGGUCACGGACCAGAUAAUGAGCAAAUAUUUCCUCAGGCAGUUCUCCGAAUUCGACAAAGACAAGAUCCUGUCAGCUUACCAACAGACGAGCAAGUUCGUAAACACGCGGGAUGUUGAUUUUAGCACGGUAACGGAUCUGGCUGAGAAAACGGUAGUAACAGAAACGUUGGCCUUGCUGAAGGAAGGGGAGAUCAUAGACUUGACCAGUAGGACGGGCGACAAGGCAGGGCUUGAGGCCGAGGAACCGGAAAAGGUCUAUGGGAAACCUAGGGAAGAGGAGCCUACAGACAAAGUUACCGCUGCCAAGAAGAAGUUUAGGUACCAAAUCCCGAUCUUAUCCAUGUCUGAGAUCGACGACACCCUUGGCAAACUGCUAGGAACCAUGGUGUCGGUGUCGUUUCAGACGAUGUUGCAGGCCAGCCCCAGGUUGCUUAAAGGGCUUAGGCAACUGUUGACUCGGCGAUGGGUAGAGAUAGACGAGAACCCCGAAUUACCGGAAGAGGAAAGGGAGGAGGAACCUCCACAAGAAGUCGCUAACCUCCAAAGGAGUCGCGGGGAUCUGGAAGAUCUCGAGAAGGCUUUGGCAGACGUCCGCCUAAGCCUACCAGACAGGGAAGGUGGCGAGGUCAUGAGGGCACCUCCUGGGACAAAGCUCAGUUUUCAUGCGCUACCCGUAGGAAAACUGAAGGUUCAGAUUGGGACUCGUCAUACCGACGCAUUGGUAGACGGGGGAACAGAAAUUACUCUCAUAAGGAAAGAUUUCGCAACAGUCACGGGUUGCACGGUAAAUAAGGAAGUAACAGGGAGCAUCCGGGGAGCCGGUGGGGAAAUCCCGUUCGCUGGGUAUGUCACGAAAUGCGCAGUCAAAGCAGGAGUCAGGGAGUCAAUCUGGUCAUUUCAACGGAUGACCAUAAUGGAGGAAAUGGACCACGAUAUAAUCCUCGGGAGACCAUGGUGCGCAAACGUGGAAAUGAUAGGCAUGCACUUGCACGACGGCACGUACAUGGUAGACAUAGAGGACCCAGUGACCGGCCGGGGAGAGCUCCUCCGAUUUCUGGGGACAGGAGGGGACCCUCCAAAGGAAAAAAUGGCCACGUGGUCACCUUCGUUCGAAGAUAGCGCACGAAAAGGGGCUUUCACGCGGAUGGAAGUAUUCAGCCACGAGUCGAAGAAGCAACGAGGGCAAUCCCGACCGUUCAUUUUUAGGAAAAAGAUCCCGAAAGGAAGUGUUCGAAAGUACAAGCCGGUAGGGAAGAAAGCAAAGCCGGUCUCGAUCCUGCUUGAGACAUCAAAGGAAGAGGCCAUGGAAAAGGAGGAGGAAGUUCUGCAGGUGAUCCGGGAAAGGAGGGCAACUGAAGGGCAUCGAAUACCGGAUGAGGUAGUCGACACGAUGAAGAUAGGGAUAAACGGGUUCUUAACAGAAGAAGAAAACCGCCUGAUCAAGAAGACCUGCCAGGAGUUUCAUUUGGCAUUUGCCUUCAGUGACCAUCAGAAGGGGCGGUUGGACGCAAAAUUGAUCCCUCCGGUCAGAAUCCACACGGUAGAGCACGAAUGCUGGAAUGACAAGGGACCGUCAUAUGAAUUCGGAAUAGCGGGGGAAGUGACAGACCUCCUUCGAGCAAAGAUGGACUCCUUCGUCGCGGAACCUACGACGUCGCCAUAUGCAAACCGGUGGUUCGUCUUUCGAAAUCCCAAUAAAACGUUAAGGUGGAUUCAGGAUUUGCAGAAGAUGAAUGCAGUGACCAUCCGGGAUGCUGGCUCGCUACCCCAGGCCGAUCUAUUUGCGGAAUCGCACGUCGGACGAAGCAUUUACUCCCUAAUAGAUCUGUACUCGGGAUAUGACCAGCUUCCAUUGGAUAUCCGGGACAGGCCGUACACCUCAAUGCACACCCCGGUAGGCCAGUUGCAGAUGCAGGUGACCCCUAUGGGCUUUACUAACGCGGUAGCCGAAGCGCAACGAAGAAUGCUAGUCGUAGUCGGGGACAUGUUCCCAGAAAAGUGUGAACCCUAUAUCGACGACAAUCCAAUCAAAGGCGCGCAGGAGAAGGACGAGACAAAAGUCCAACCAGGAAUCCGAAAGUUUGUAUGGGACAAUCUACAAGACAUUAAGGACUUGCUCUGCCGGUUCCUAGUAUACAACAUCACGGCUAGUGGACAAAAGAGUAUUCUAGCAGUACAAGAAGUAACCAUACUAGGAUUUUGCUGAGGUGCUUACAGUAGGAAGCCAGAUCCGACGAAAACGGACAAGA
Messenger RNA from Chara braunii, 3425 nucleotides. The record is from the annotation of a GenBank genome assembly. NCBI's taxonomy places the organism in Eukaryota, Viridiplantae, Streptophyta, Charophyceae, Charales, Characeae.